Messenger RNA from Pistacia vera, 653 nucleotides. RefSeq names its product protein transport protein yos1-like. Gene Ontology annotation, cellular component: Golgi membrane; COPII-coated ER to Golgi transport vesicle; endoplasmic reticulum membrane. Gene Ontology annotation, biological process: endoplasmic reticulum to Golgi vesicle-mediated transport. The transcript has 2 exons. Lineage: Eukaryota; Viridiplantae; Streptophyta; Magnoliopsida; Sapindales; Anacardiaceae. The record is from RefSeq and is a predicted model, not a curated record. Bases 157 to 390 code for a protein of 77 amino acids.
UUGAGUCAUUGACCUCAUGAUUAUUGCGAAUCGUUUUGCUUCAUGAGGUGGUUUUGUUUUGCAUGUUCUUUAUCAAAAAUCAGAAGGGUUGAACUCUCACCUCAUUAUCUGUUGACAGGAAGUAGUUAUCUUCUACGUCUGUAAUUGUGGCUGAAGAUGGGUUUCUGGACUUUGCUGGAAGGUUUUCUGCUCUUUGCUAAUGCACUGGCAAUUCUGAAUGAGGACCGGUUCCUUGCUCCAAGAGGGUGGACCUUGGCGGAACUCCAAGCUGGAAGAAGAAAUUCAUUCAAGGGUCAGGUCAUUGGGCUUAUACAUGCAUGCCAAUUCAUGAGAUUGCCACUUAUACUUUUGAAUAUCAUCGUUAUCGUAGUGAAGCUAGUCUCUGGUUAAGGUUGAAGAGUGAUAACUGAGAUUUGUGGCUUGUGAUUUAACGCAGUAGAUUGUGAAAAUUUUAUAUCCUUUUUCUUGAGGAUCGAAACAAAUUCGACAGAUAGUGUGUGAUUUUGAUGAGUUACUGAACUUAGAAGAUAUAAAAAAUCAUUUUUCGUUAAAUAAUUUUCAUAUGUUCGAACUUAAAUUGCUGGUUAGACAAGGGAAUAGAUAUUGUUCUGCAGACUUCGUUCUGAAUUGAUUAAAUUAUAGUUUUCUUGUUC